AUGGAUGAAGAGCGCAUUUGUGCAGGCAGUGGGAGUAGGAUGUCGGAAGCUCCUCUGAUGCAGCCCACUCUCACACCCCCGCGCAGCCGCAACAGGCGAGUGGACGACCGUGCGCUCGGACGGAUGAUUGCUGCCACUGGUGGCCACUGGCGUGGAAUCCGUGUUCUCAGUCUCUCCACAGCAUAG
Molecule: messenger RNA, 186 nt
Organism: Fomitiporia mediterranea MF3/22
Lineage: Eukaryota; Fungi; Basidiomycota; Agaricomycetes; Hymenochaetales; Hymenochaetaceae
Exons: 2
Coding region: 1-186 (61 amino acids)
Source: RefSeq, a predicted model, not a curated record